Peromyscus eremicus (cactus mouse) is the source of this 2804-nucleotide messenger RNA. Its product is annotated as sperm motility kinase 2B-like. The record is from RefSeq and is a predicted model, not a curated record. Gene Ontology annotation, molecular function: protein serine/threonine kinase activity; tau-protein kinase activity; ATP binding. The transcript is spliced from 4 exons. Gene Ontology annotation, cellular component: cytoplasm. The coding region runs from base 182 to 1696 and encodes 504 amino acids. Gene Ontology annotation, biological process: protein phosphorylation; intracellular signal transduction; microtubule cytoskeleton organization. NCBI's taxonomy places the organism in Eukaryota, Metazoa, Chordata, Mammalia, Rodentia, Cricetidae.
UGAGUGCACUUGUGUAUGUGUGUGUGUGUUUGCGCGUGCAUACGUGCAGGCGUGAGUGUUUUUGUGUCCUAUAGGGGCACGUGUGGGUAGGUGUGGGAACACCUGUGUGUGGGAGAGCAUUGACUCCCGGAGUCAACUUGACCAUUGUACCUAAGAUAGCAUUUAUACUUUGUUACCAAAAAUGAGCUCUAGUAUUAUAGAAGAGGAUGCCACAGACCUUGAGUCUGCAUCCAGCUCCCCGGAAACAGAAAACUUCUACUCGCAGUAUGUGAUCUUGAAGACCAUUGGCCGUGGAAGCUUUGCCGAGGUAAAACUGGCCUACCACCGCUUCACCAGCACCCUGGUGGCUGUCAAAGUACUUCAGAAGGAGAAUAAGUGGUGCUUUCCGGUCCAACCCGAGGUCAAUAUUCUGAAGAUGAUCAACCACCCUAACAUCAUCUCCCUUCUCCAAGUGAUUGAGUCUGAGAAGAGAACAUACCUCAUCAUGGAGCUGGCUGCGGGAGAACAACUCAGUCACUACGUCCGAAAUGCUGGCCACCUGGAGGAAGACCAAGCCCGGGGGAUCUUCAGGCAAAUCCUAAGUGCUGUGAGUUACUGCCAUGAACAUGGAAUAAUUCAUCGGGACCUGAAACCAGACAACAUCAUGGUGGAUAAGAACGGAAAAGUCAAAAUCAUCGACUUUGGCCUUGGCGCCCAAGUUAAGCCCGGACAAAAACUUGGAUUUCACUGUGGGGCUUUCAGAUUUUUUGCCCCUGAAUAUUUCUUUAAAAGACUUUAUGACGGCCCCAAGGUCGACAUAUGGAUGUUAGGAGUAGUUUUAUAUUUCAUGGUAGUCGGGAAAGUCCCAUUUGAUGAUGUCACCCUACAAGAGCUCCAACAACAGAUUGUGAAUGGGAAAUAUACUGUCCCCUUGGGCCUGUCAGAGGAACUCCAGGACCUGCUUAGCCUCUUAACGACAGUCGACCCCAUGUGUAGGCCAACAGUGGAUGAAGUGAUGACACACCCCUGGCUCAGGAAAGACGUGGAGGAUUCACCAAACGACUGUGAAGAAAUGGUCCCUGGCUUGCCUGACCCUGCAAUAGUGAAAGCCAUGGAACACAUUGGGUUCCAAGCCCAGGACAUCAAAGACUCAUUACAACAGAGAAAAUUCAACCAGACCACGGCAUCUUAUUCCUUACUAAAAAGGCAGGCUCUCCAGUGGCCUACCUGCACAACCUUGGCUCAACAAGUGAAUCCAGGGUUGGCGCCAUUCCCUUCCCUAGAGGAUCCUGUUGCUUUCCCUCUACCUCCCAGGAGGAGGAGUAGUGAGCCUGCCCUUGGCACAUUGCUCAGAGGGUCAUCCACUAGUGGUCAGGUAUCUGCCUAUGGCCAGCAGGCAGGUCAAAGAGGACACAGAAGGGCCAACAUUCCUCUCCACUCGCCACUCCAGAGAACACUCACUUUGGACCAAGACCCCCAACGCUCCAAGAGUGCCCCUUGCAUUUGCUCAAUGAGUACCAGCAGUGAUAACAAAGAAGAUGACUUAUGCUCCCACAGAGACUCAGCAAAGGACAAGUCCACCUGCAGCCAUGGCCAGCCUCGAGGCUUGAGGGCAUGGACAAGGAGGAUAGGAAACGCCCUUAUGGGUCUCUGCUGCUGCUGUCCAUCAAGGAAGAAACCUCUGUGGGGGCGGAACAAAGUCUUCCCUCAGAAAUGAGGCACAAGGAGGGCGUCUGGAGAACAAGCAGCAGGCCUGGCCCAGAGUUCUUCGGAGGAUGCAGAACAUCACAAAUCUGCAGCCGUGGUGUUGGAGAGGACUCAUGUAUGGGAAGAGACCUGCAGACGGAACCAUGCAGAAAGCCCAUGAUGCCCUGUGUCUGUGCCCUGCUCAAAGGUCCAGCCAGGAAGAAGGGAGCAAAUGAUGGAAUCCUGGGCCACAGGAAUUCUGCAAGGACCCUGCCCCUCAAAGGCAUCCAUAAUCAGGGGGCAGGAGCCAAAAACGUGUUCAAAGUCUACCCAGGCCAUGACCGUAUGCCCACAUGGUGUCUCCGGAUGAGGGAUGGCGAUCGGGAGCCAAGUCUUGGUUCCACCUCCUUGGAGGUCAACCCUUAUGUGGAAGUGCCGGGCAAACCGAAAUGAAAAAAAAAAAUGUGCCUUCCUAACGGAAUGGGCAGACAAACAUGACAGACAACACAGAAGAAGGAAAGAAGUGGGGGCCCCAAUGCUCUCCUGCCAAAGGGACAGGAAGAACACAACACUUCUCACCAAAACACACUGUUUGUGUUUCUUGGGGCCACUGUCAAGCACAGCCGGCAAGUAAAGAGAGGGAGCCCAUCAGAACCUGCGUUGGGAGAAAAAAAGUAACAGAAGCCCCACAUUGGGUGCCACAAAUUGCUUGGAUUCUAGCAGCUCCCUCAUGGCAGGGGGUGAGAAGCCACGUCAUCAACGACACAGACACACGGUGUCUGUGAAAAGCAAAUAACAAACUCCUUUAUUUAAUAACAGGGUAGCCCUUAUAUACCCUCCUCCCAGCGCCCAGUAUGUGUGGUCGUCCCUUAUUAGCUGGGCACAAUCAGGAAUUCUGACAGCAAUUGUUGCUAGGUCCUCAGACAGACUCAGCAUGAUCAGGAACUCUGACAGUGACAAGGAACUCUGACAGCUCCUGUUGCUAGACCCUCAGGCAGACUCCAGGUUAGCUCUUAAGGAGUGCAUUAUGUGCAUGCCCUGGCUACUGGUCUGAGCCAAUUUCCUCGACCCUAUGGGGCCUGUUUUACUAUAAUGAUUGUCAUGAAUCUCAGAAUAAAAGUGAUGUUUGUGAAAGAUGA